Orbicella faveolata is the source of this 1454-nucleotide messenger RNA. RefSeq names its product talin-like. NCBI's taxonomy places the organism in Eukaryota, Metazoa, Cnidaria, Anthozoa, Scleractinia, Merulinidae. The record is from RefSeq and is a predicted model, not a curated record. Gene Ontology annotation, molecular function: structural constituent of cytoskeleton; actin filament binding; integrin binding. Gene Ontology annotation, biological process: cell-cell adhesion; actin cytoskeleton organization. Gene Ontology annotation, cellular component: plasma membrane; cytoplasm; ruffle.
UUCUGGUUGCCGCCCGCGGGUCACGAAGUCGCGGCCAUUUCUGAUCCCAAGCUCGAUGUCGUAUUUCCGUCUUUGAAAUUCUUCCUUUGGGAGGUGUAAAAUUAGUCAGUUUGGCUAUUAUCUGGGAAGAGAUUUGCAUAUUUUUCGCAUUUGAGACAAAAUAUUGGAGGUUAUAGACCAGUAGGGAAUCACAGCAUUUAAACAUGGCACUGACACUGAAAAUCAACAUUGUCCAGAAUAGCUCUGUCAAGACUUUACAGUUCAACCCAGAAGCUACCAUAGCAGAAGCAUUGAGAAUUAUAAGAGAAAGAGUUCCAGGAUCUAGUCCAGGCAAAAUUUCAGAUUAUGGGUUAUUUAGUCAAGAUGAUGAUCCAUCAAAAGGAAAAUGGUUAGAACCUGCCAGGACCCUUGAUUUCUACCCGCUCAAGUCUGGUGAUAUGCUUGACUACAAGUCUAAAGUUAGACAUCUAAAAAUCAAAUUCAUGGAUGGAUCAGUGAAAACAUUACAGAUUGAUGACAGUCACAAUGUUGGUCAAAUUUUAGACUCUGUUUGUAUGAAAAUGGGUAUUGCAAAUACUGAGGAAUUCUCACUGCUUGUUGAAGGUCAAAAAGAAGACAAAGAAGAUGCAGAUAAAAUGGGAACGAUAAAGCGGGACAAAUCUGUGAAAGAUGUCUCCUUGAAAAAGAUGGAGGAAAGAGACAAGAAAAAAAUGGAUCAGCUGAAGAGAAAACUCCACACAGAUGAUGAAGUUCACUGGCUUGGACAUGACAAAACUCUUCGAGAGCAAGGAGUUGAUGAUACAUGCACUGUUCUUUUGAGACGGAAGUACUUUUACUCAGAUCAAAAUGUUGACAUUAAGGACCCAGUCCAGCUCGGCUUGUUGUAUGUUCAGUGUAGAGAUGGUAUUUUAGAUGGAACGCAUCCAUGUACACAGGAGGAGGCAUCACAGCUCGGAGCUAUUCAGAUUCAGGUCCAGUUUGGUGAUUUUGAAGAAGGCAAAUACAAGUUUAUAGACUUAAAAGAAUUUCUUCCCAAGGAAUAUGUCAAAUCGAAGAAUAUUGAGAAGAAAAUUAAAGAGGAACACAGGAAAGUUUCUGGACAUGAUGAAUUACAGGGCAAGUACAAGUAUGUGCAGUUGUGCAGAGGGUUAAAGACCUAUGGAGUCACAUUUUUUCUUGUAAAGGAAAAAAUGAAAGGAAAGAAUAAACUAGUUCCCAGGCUCUUGGGUGUCACAAAAGAGAGCAUCCUUAGAGUUGAUGAGAAAACUAAAGAGGUUUGUAUUCAAACCAUUACCUGUUAAGUUGUGUACUUAAACCAAAUCCUGUAAUUACCAGUUUGUUACUUAUCUCUUGCCUGUCACUUGCCUUUCAAGAUUCUUUCGAUUUGUUUCCAAAUUUGCUAUAUGUGAUAAUUAAAGUGCACCUAACCCCAAAAAUUUUUUUUCGCUAAAAUG